Morone saxatilis (striped sea-bass) is the source of this 852-nucleotide messenger RNA. RefSeq names its product EEF1A lysine methyltransferase 3-like. Bases 84 to 755 code for a protein of 223 amino acids. Gene Ontology annotation, cellular component: cytoplasm; cytosol. Gene Ontology annotation, molecular function: protein-lysine N-methyltransferase activity. The record is from RefSeq and is a predicted model, not a curated record. Gene Ontology annotation, biological process: peptidyl-lysine methylation. The transcript has 3 exons. NCBI's taxonomy places the organism in Eukaryota, Metazoa, Chordata, Actinopteri, Moronidae.
UACUAACACUACCUGACCCGGAAGGCGCAUGUUAGUAACGUUAGCUCACUUUACAUCGAGGUAACCGAUUUAAUUUACCAACCAUGAUUUGUGCAGGGGAUGAAGACGACCCGUUCCCGGUCGACGACUGUCUGUUCGCCGAAACAUUUUCUCAAGAUACCGUGUACACUUUAGUCGGUGAAGAGCUGAAGAUAAGACAGGUGUUCGGUGCCAACCUCGGUGUGGCUGCCCCGGUGUGGGAGGCUGCGUUACACCUGUGUUGUUACUUCGAGGAGCAGUCUGUUGAGUUGAGAGGAAAGCGCAUCAUAGAGCUGGGAUCAGGCACCGGGCUGGUCGGUGUUCUGGCAGCGCGCCUCGGUGCAGUGGUGACCCUCACAGACCUGCCUUUGGUUCUCCCACAACUUCAGGCCAACGUGUCUGCUAACAUGCCACCCAGUGGUUGGCCGACCACCCUUCCCACUGUCCUCCCUCUGUCCUGGGGUGAGGACCACAUGAACUUCCCUUCUGACUGGGACCUGGUGCUUUGUGCAGAUAUCAUUUACCUCCCAGAGACUUACCCACUGCUAGUGGAGACACUAGCUCAUUUGUGCAAGAAUGGAGCAGUGGUGUAUCUCUCAUCCAAAAUGCGAAAAGAGCAUGGGACUCCAGGUUUCUAUGAGGAAUGUCUGCCAAGCAGAUUUAUUGUGGAGCUUGUGAACCGUGAUGACAAACAAAACAUUAAUAUAUACAGAGCAUCUCUGAGGGAAGACCAGUGACAGCGGGGACAGAGUGCAGGAGGCCUGGGCUGCGCUGAGAUCAGUUAUGACUCUUGUUUCUGGGGUGCCUUUUUCAAUAAAAGCAGUGUAUGCACUA